Messenger RNA from Cyprinodon tularosa, 1784 nucleotides. RefSeq names its product cleavage stimulation factor, 3' pre-RNA, subunit 2 (gene cstf2). Gene Ontology annotation, biological process: mRNA 3'-end processing. Gene Ontology annotation, cellular component: mRNA cleavage and polyadenylation specificity factor complex. The transcript is spliced from 14 exons. Gene Ontology annotation, molecular function: mRNA binding. The record is from RefSeq and is a predicted model, not a curated record. Lineage: Eukaryota; Metazoa; Chordata; Actinopteri; Cyprinodontiformes; Cyprinodontidae. Bases 40 to 1566 code for a protein of 508 amino acids.
CUGACUUCCUGAGGUGUUUCAUUCAUUUCUGUCCCCAAAAUGGCGAACGUUGCUGCUGCUACCGUGGCCGCCGCGGCCGCGGCUGCUGCUGCUGCUGCGAACAGAGACCCAGCCGUUGAUCGGUCUUUACGAUCAGUGUUCGUGGGAAACAUUCCUUAUGAAGCCACAGAAGAGCAGCUGAAAGAUAUAUUUUCCGAAGUCGGACUUGUUGUCAGCUUCAGGUUAGUGUAUGACAGAGAAACGGGGAAGCCAAAAGGAUAUGGCUUCUGUGAGUACCAAGACCAGGAGACGGCCCUCAGCGCUAUGAGGAACCUGAAUGGGAGAGAGUUCAGUGGUCGGGCUCUCAGAGUUGACAACGCUGCUAGUGAAAAAAACAAGGAAGAGCUUAAAAGCCUGGGAACUGGAGCCCCCAUUAUUGAGUCUCCUUAUGGAGACAGCGUUUCGCCAGAGGAGGCUCCAGAAUCCAUCAGCAGAGCUGUGGCAAGUCUUCCACCUGAGCAGAUGUUUGAACUAAUGAAACAGAUGAAGCUGUGUGUACAAAACAGUCCCCAGGAAGCGAGAAACAUGCUGCUGCAGAAUCCGCAGCUGGCCUACGCUCUGCUGCAGGCACAGGUCGUAAUGCGGAUUGUUGACCCAGAGAUCGCUUUGAAAAUGUUACAUCGUCAAACAGCAGUCCAGCCUCUGGUUCCCAGUGCUCCGGUUGGAGCAGCACCCCCAGUCAACCCUCCUGCACAGCCCAAUGUCCAGGUGUCGCAGCCACAGCCUGGGCCUGGCAUGCACAUCAAUGGAGCGCCUUCGAUGAUGCAGCCUGCCAACAUGGGUGUCGUCCCUGGACCAAUGCCUGUACCAGGACCAGGACCCGGACCUGGACCAGGACCAGUUGGACCUCCAGGAAACCUCCAGAGUCCCCCCACAGGAUCAGCUGGACCCGCUGCUAUCGAGCGGCCUCAAGGACCAGGCGGUAUCCCACCCAGAGGGCUGCUGGGCGACGGUCCCAAUGAUCCCAGAGGAGGAACUCUACUGUCUGUCACGGGAGAAGUUAUUGACCCCAAUCGGGCCUACAUGGCGGCUCCACCGCCUCACCAAGCCCCGCCCAUACAUAUACCACAAAUGGGAGGAGGACCACCGCCUGAAAUGAGAGGGCCCCCGAUGCCUGAACAGAGAACCAUGAUGGUUGACCCACGAGGACCCCCGAUGAUGGAGCCACGCGGCCCGCCAAUGGAACCCAGAGGCCGCGAUCCGAGGGCAAUGGACACUCGCGGGCCGGUAACGGGACAGAGGGUUCCCAUUGUGCCUGGAAUGCAAGGCCCCGUCCCUCAUACCAUGGGUCCAAACGCUCCUCCACCUGCAAGAGCGGGUCCAGGUGUUUCCGGGGUCCCCACAUCUGGAGGAGGUUUCAGUCCAGGCCAGGCUCAGGUCUCCACACAGGAUCAGGAGAAGGCUGCGCUGAUCAUGCAGGUCCUGCAGCUGACCCCAGAACAGAUCGCCAUGCUGCCCCCAGAGCAGCGACAGAGCAUCCUCAUCCUCAAAGAGCAGAUUCAAAAAACCGCCUCAGGUGCACCAUGAUUCUCCAACAAGGCAAAGGACUGGCUGCCCCUUCAAGAUCCUCCUGCUAAAGCUCCUCUUGGAUUAUUGUAGGUUUUCUUUUGUUAGUGUUGUAAAGAGUGUUGGGUUGAUCCAGACGAUUGUUCAGAAGAAGGUUAAAUCGAUGGACAAUUAACUCAUUUUUGCUUUAAAGCAACUUGUUGUCAAAUCUCUGGAAACCUGUUUUUUUUUUUUUUUUU